Messenger RNA from Daphnia pulex (common water flea), 4391 nucleotides. RefSeq lists its product as uncharacterized. The record is from RefSeq and is a predicted model, not a curated record. The coding region runs from base 207 to 2630 and encodes 807 amino acids. NCBI's taxonomy places the organism in Eukaryota, Metazoa, Arthropoda, Branchiopoda, Diplostraca, Daphniidae. The transcript has 11 exons.
UUUUUUUUUCGAAUCUGUACAAGGCAACUCGUGUGUUGACAGUCUAGGAUGUAUUCUAUAAACCAGUGGAUGCAUGGUUUUCCAUCAGUCUUUAACAGUAUUUUGUUUUGUUUUCUUGUCUGCAGAAUUUAAUUUAAGUUAUCUGCAAUCUACAAAGUCUAGUAUUGUAAGAAGGAAAUUGUACAAAGUUGUGAUGAGUUAAGGAAAUGGAAAAUGAUCCUGGGUAUUUCACUGCAACGCUACCUGAAUCUUCCUCUGAAAUUGAUGGCGAAUUGACCAUUCUAGUGGACGAAGAUGGGGAGAUGGUGCUUGAUAUUACUCAGACGCUGUCAAAUUUUGUUGACCAAAAUCAAGAAGGCAGCCUAGUGAUUAUCACAACUGAUGAAUCCAGUUCUCAACUCGAUAAUUCAACCAUUACCUGUAAUGUGUCACAAGAAAAUGCAUGUGAAAAUUCUUUUCAGUUGGAAAAUACUAGUAGUUUCGUUGAUGAUUCACAUCUGUCCAUCCCUCAAGUGCCUACAGUGGUUUCAGACCUCAAUAAGGACCAAGCACAAUUUUUUCUACCCAGCAACACCUCAGAUGUAAACAACUAUGUAUCUCCAGUAUACAUCACAGGAGAAGGGCAAACACUAUUUGUUAUGGAAUCUUCAUUGCAAGGAGCUUCUAGUCAAGUCAUUACAAUCGAUUCACAGACAAACUUCUCAGAAGAAAACCAUGGUUGUGAUAUCACCAGUACUAAAAUUCGCCGACUUCUUCCGAAACCGCCCAUCAGUAAUUCCACGGACGGCCAACCAAAUACUCCCGCUGCUCUUGGUCAGAAGAAGCGUCAUAAAAAUAUCUCAACGUUAAACUACGAAAUCUGCCCCAUGAAUCCUGAUGUGGUCGUCACAACGGGUGAUGGGCCUACGGCGCAAAAGUUUUUUGUAUGCGACAAGUGUCCCACUGAAGAACCUAUGAGAUUUGCACGUUUCGAAGAACUUUCUCGCCACUACGGCAAGAUACAUCAUUUGCGGCUCGUGAAAAACGCAUCUGUGUAUUGCAGAGAAGAAAACUGUCCCUUCAAAUCUUGGAGAGUUGACGAUCUCAGAAAGCAUUUGACCAUGGUCCACGGAUUCCAAAUGGAUAGUCAAAUUCACAACUUUACGUCGAUGGAAGAAUUCAUGGCAUGGAAAACUUCCGAAGAGAAAUCCUCGGGUAGUAAAUUCAAUCGGUCAUCAGGAGAUCAGCAAAUCAGGCGAUCAGACAAUCAAAAAGUUUCAGUGUACAUUUACUAUGCUUGCAAUCGCUCCGGAACAAAGCGGAUUAGAGCCUGUAAAGAGAGCGGCAAAAAGAAAAAAUCUAAUAGGCCAGACAGUAUCAAGAUGAACGGAACCUGCACAGCUUCAAUUCGCCUUAUUCACGAUAAAGUGUUAAAUCGAAUCUCGUGCGACUAUUGCCCAACGCACUACGGUCACGAUAUCAAGGAGCCACAUCGACAGAAUCUGAGCAAACAGGAGAAGGAUUGGAUAUUAGAGUUGCUGCGUCGGGGUUGGAACUCGGACGAAAUCGUGAAAACCUUACGAAACGGCACCAUAACCGGAACCAGUAUACGAAUGAUGAGUGUGACACGGCAGGACGUGUUUAACGUUUGCCGAUCUCACGGUGUCGCGAACUUUGAGCGUCGCGAUCCAGACGACAAGAGCAGCGUGAAAUUGUGGGUGGAUGAGCUGCGCUCCAAAUCGUCUGUUCUUAUCUGGAAUCCAGAAGACAAUGUUCUUCUUUUGGCCGUGAUGAACGAGAAUCAAACGGUACUCGCCCGAAUUCAUUCUCGCAUCGUUUACGUUACUGACAUUUCCUUCACCUGGGACCGCCAUCACCGCCUGAUUGCGCUAAGUGCUUUGUCUACAAUAGAUGACGACGCGUAUUUGCUCGCUUACGCCAUCACAGAUCAGGAUGGACUGGAAGCCUUGCAGGCCGUUUUCGCUGCAGUUCAAGCGAAAUUGGGGCAAACGUUCCAACCAGAAUUCGUUUUUUCUCAAGAUCCGUCGAGAGUAGCUGACGCAUGGAUACCAGGAACGGAUAGCUUUCCGAUCUUUCUUUGUUCGCCGUGGAAUGUGGAAAAAGAAUGGGAUGAAGGCCGAGUCAAGUACAUAGAUAAUGAUCUGAAGCGAGAAGCCGUUAAGAAGAGUUUAGACAUUUUGCUGGCUGAAAGCGAUCCUUCGAAAUUUUCUACUUUCCUUCAGCUCGUCAACGGCAUGUUGAAUGCAGAUGAAAGUUUGCAUCAAUUUUCGCAGUUUUUCGUCACCAGCUACGCCCAGCAAGCUGCCCACUGGUCGAGGUUUCAUCCACUACCAGACUGCUCCUCGCUUCAACGGCUAAAUGUCGAGUUGGAACUGAUAGCUCGUCGGUGUAGAGCGCUCAAACGCUUGGACAAGUGUAUAUACUCUCUCGAAUUCCUGUCCUCCAACCAGCCUUAUCAACCAAUGACGGAAUUCCGCUGCAGCUCCACCCAAAAAGAAUCACAAGAAGUAUGCAAUCUACGCCGCGAAAUCGCUGAACAAAUGAAAACCCUAGAGCGUGUCGCUCAUGAAUGUGAUAACCUGGAUGCCCUGAAGAGAAUCAAUGGGGCCAUCAGACAAGCUUUGGAGUAAACAUUGUUUCGUCAGAGAAGUGGAAUUGUUUGUAUAUUCUUUGAAAACUUUUUCUACGGUUGAUUUUUUUGAAACAAAAAAGCGGAACAACAACAAGAACAGCAACAAAAAAAAACUUUAAAAUUGGUUUUUCGUAAUUGAUAAAUUGACGUUUUGAGUGAUCACGGGAGUAGCCGAGCAUUUGCUGCCAUUGGUGCCAGACUUCGCUGCCGCUUGGGCUUCUGCCAACUUUGCCGCUCUCCGUGCAAUGCUUCGCUUUUACAGAUAUUCUCGUGACUUCCGGCCGGCUUGUGUUUACCGAUUGUUGUUGUCGAAGCAUGAACGCCCUUCUCCCAUCCACCAUCGGCUGCGAGUAGAGGACCAUAUUUUCCAAUCGGGAUUUAGGAUCAACACCUCUCUCCACGACGAGGACAAUGCGAGCCCACUGGAACGUACAAAAGAAAAGGAAGUACGGAGCUGUCGAUAACAUGACGAGCACGGCGACGAUGUCUUCCUCGGCUCUCAGACAGAACCAGCGCAAAAAGACCAUGGCGAUGACGAACAUGCAAGAAAUCAGAAAGAGGACUCUCGACGGAGCAGUGGCCUACACAAAUGAUGAAAAUGUUUAAGGACCACCAUUUUUUUUUUAAUGGUGUACGCUCACCGGAAUUUGAUGAAAGUGUUCCACUUUGCGUGAAGAAGGUCGAUGACGACAUCGUCCAUCAGCUCUAAAUGGGCUUCUGAAUCCUACGUGAAAACCGGACGGACAUGGAUAAGGUUUACCGAAGAGACCACCGAUGGCUCCAAGGAAACGAGGGUCGGUUUCUCCCGGACCAGAGCGGCCUUGAACAUCUCCGCCAGAAGAUUCCUUAGUUGCUUCAUCGGAUCUUUUACGACGCUCGGUCUUGUCUCCGCUUUCACCUCCUUGAUCAGCGCUACGGAAUCCUGUUGGAUCAAUGAAAAUUGAAUUAGAGUAAAUGAUUUUUCUAACAGAAAAGAUUAUUAAUUUAUACCAAAACCACCGUUGUAACCGCCGCCUAGCCCGCCAUAUCCGUACUGUCCUGGAUAACCAUAUCCACCAGCUCCAUGAUGGUGGCCGUAGCCAUUUCCGCCGUAUCCACCAUAACCACCGGGAUAUCCUCCAAAUCUGUAAUCCAAUAUUAGAUUUUACAAAAGUUCAUUUAUCGCGUAAUAUUAACUGCGCAUUAACGUGAGUAGUGUAACAAUAUUGAAAUAACUUACCCUUGUUGACCAUAUCCACCAUAUCCGCCGUACCCUCCGUACCCUCCUUCAGGUUGGCCAAUUCCUAAGCCCAAAAUUCCAGGGCAUCGGCCAGGUUUGGUGGUUCCAAUCGGGUAACCUAAUUAAUUAUAUAAUUCUAACUUAAUUAAUGGGUUAACAAAUUCGUUUAAUGCAAUUAUGUUAGUUAGAAAGUAUGUUCGUUCAAUUCUUUUAAAAAAAAGAAUCUUUGUUUUUUUGUGUGUACCUGCGCCGAAGCCGCCACCACCAAUUGGACGAUUAGCUCCUGGUGAAAAAAAAAUACAUUUUAUUUAUACAACAUCAGUAAACAUUUAUCUCUUAAGAUUCCAUUUAAUAGUUGAAAAAGUACUGUCACACAAAAAAUUACUUUGAAAUAAAAUGCAAAAUAUUUACCGCCCAAAAGUCCAAAGAAACGAGAGUCAACAUCUCCAUUGGAAGGAGAACCGGCAGCUUCGAUCACUACGCUGUCGUCAAAGGGGCCAUUACGAGUGCCCACGUUAGCGUUAUCUUGAGAUGUGCUGG